AUGUCAGUCCAGCCGCUGAUCACGUUCAAGGCGGGCCAGUGCGAGCUCACCCGUGGAGAUGGUACACAACAGACUGUCAAACCAGUCCAGACGCCUGGCUAUGUCUACCUGUACCAAGGCGAAGAUGAAUUCGUGCAUUUUUGCUGGCGACCCCGCAACAAGACCCUUGAUGAAUCUGAGCUCGACCUCAUUAUGAUUCCCGGCGAUGGCUCUUUCCUCCCCUACACUGGCAAAGACUCGGUCGAAGACUCUGAGAACGUCAAGUCACCUACUGACGGCCGCAUCUUCGUCCUAAAGUUCAACUCAAGUUCACAACGCUACCUGUUCUGGUUACAAUCGAAGUCGCAGCACUCGCGGGGCGACGCAAGCUGGUUCAGCCAGCGCGAUCUCAAGAUCGGACAGAUUGUCGACCUACUACUGAACGGAGAAGAUAUUGACCUACAGGACGAGCUCGCUCGUGUGCAGAAUCCAUCCGCGGGCGAAGACGAAGACGAGACGAUGGAGGAUGUGGAAGGCGCAAACCACUCCGCCAGCCGCGACCGACAUGGCAGUACAGGCGGUGCGGGAGCUGGUGCUACAGGAGGCGACAUCAGAGAAGAAGGCGAAGAGUCUCGAGAAGGCGGUGCUGAUGGUGGUCGAGCGUAG
Cucurbitaria berberidis CBS 394.84 is the source of this 645-nucleotide messenger RNA. RefSeq lists its product as uncharacterized. Gene Ontology annotation, cellular component: cytoplasm; nucleus; proteasome regulatory particle, lid subcomplex. Gene Ontology annotation, molecular function: endopeptidase activator activity; proteasome binding; ubiquitin binding. The record is from RefSeq and is a predicted model, not a curated record. The transcript is spliced from 3 exons. Lineage: Eukaryota; Fungi; Ascomycota; Dothideomycetes; Pleosporales; Cucurbitariaceae. Bases 1 to 645 code for a protein of 214 amino acids. Gene Ontology annotation, biological process: ubiquitin-dependent protein catabolic process.